AUUAUUGCAUAGAAUCACGAAUAUUUUUCAUUAAAAUCCGUAAAACAUAAAUUUAUACAAUUUUUGUAACGGAAAGUGACAUAUGAAUAUGUUAUUAAGUUUUGAAAAUUCCUAAAUAUAUAAAUUGAGAGAAGAUAAGCUUAUACACAUUUGAAUACUUAAAUGUCUUGAAUCAUGGAAGAUAGCGGUAUUGACAGUGAUCCUAAAGCUGUUAAUCACGUCGAGGAUGAAAGACUCUUUUUAGGUAGUGAUAGCAGUUGUAGCAGUAAUCACACACAAUUAGUUCCUCAACGGAGUACAACGAAACAGCUGCAAAAGAAACUUGAGACACGCAUUGAACAAGCAAAACGAAUCCAACGAAACUCGGAAUACAUAAAGCUUCCAAAAUGUGACAAUGAAAAUACAAGCAGCACCAGUUCCACUGGGUUAAUAUCGAUUCAAAGAUUGCCUAUACCACAUAAAAAUAAGGAGCAUCUUCCUCUAGUCGAAUACUGGCACAGCGAAAGUGAAAGUGAAGAUGAAAUGACUCUCUUUCCGCCGAAAUCUAAGGAUGCCUCAAAGCACAAACAAGAUCUGACAGAUACAUUCAGCAUCGGGGAAUUAAGCGACGAAAGCGAGGACUCUUUAAAUCUGGAUCCAGCGCAGCCACCACAUCCCUUCAUGCGAACUUACGUACCUACUGGAUGCUUUGCUUGCCAUUGCCAUAUAUUAUAAUAUAAAUAGCUUGCAUAACUAGACUGAUCUCAUUUAAACUGAUUAAUUAUUAUUUAAGUAUAUCGUUGAAACAUAUUUACAUAUAUUAUACUUUUAUCAAGUUUUUUUUUAUUUAUCUUGAGUUACAAAAUCAAUUUAUUGUAUCAUAUUGAAUCAUAUUUUGUUACAGAGAGCGUACCGUGUUAAAAUUAUUAAAAUUAUUUUAUUAAACCGUCUCUUGAUUUUUGUUCAUUGUUAUUGCUAUUUAACGUUUGACCAUCUUGUGAAGAAGCACGAUUGCUACUUUUGAGCAAAAGUAUUAAUCGGUUCAAUGAAUGCAACAAUUCAUUGAGGACAAAGCUUUCUUCUUUGUGACCGAAGCAAUUAUUGUUAAAGAUAUUAUUCAAACGGCAUUUCCCAACGUUCACUAGUCAUCGGUAAUACACGCAAUAUCUAUUUUGCAUGAUAUCGGAGCAGGUAAUAUCCGUUUGGCUCUAUGCAGCAUAUUGCUCAAGAACAUUUGUUAAAUAAUCAUAAAAGGUUCAUACAAUUUUUAAAAUAUAUUAUUUUUUAUAAUAUUGCUUUCAAUAGUAUGAACGAACAAAUUAAAAAUAUUUUGUGUGAUACAACUAUAGCAAUCUUAUGUGUGUGUGUAUAAAAUUUAUUUAUGAAAUGUUAUAAGGCUGUUAAUAGAAGUGAGAUACAAAUCGACGAUUUUUACCUGUACAGAAAACAGAUUUAUUUUCAUAUAUUUAAUUCUUUUGAUUGUCCUGUGUAAUGCUGCAUUACGAAAGAGUACGAAAAGCCUGACAUACAGGUGGAUUUUAAAAGAUUGCCAACGUACAUAGAGCAUGGAAUUAUAAGUUUAUUGUGCGCUACACAUUUAUUAGAUUGCAAUAUACACGAGUGGGAUUUGAAUGGACGCUCUGUCGCGAGUGCAAUACAGGAAGACGUGCACGAGGACAAGAAAAAACAACUGUAAUUAUGCUCUAUAAUUGAAUGCGACAACUGAUCUUUUUCUAUAAUCCUGAUAAUUAUGUAAAGACAUUCUUUGGCAAUUUCAAUUUAUUUGCUAAAUAUCGAAGCGACCUUGGUGGGUUUCCAAACGACAGGAAAUUACUAGUUCAAUAAAGACCUUCAUG
Monomorium pharaonis (pharaoh ant) is the source of this 1835-nucleotide messenger RNA. RefSeq lists its product as uncharacterized. The transcript has 5 exons. The record is from RefSeq and is a predicted model, not a curated record. NCBI's taxonomy places the organism in Eukaryota, Metazoa, Arthropoda, Insecta, Hymenoptera, Formicidae. Bases 175 to 714 code for a protein of 179 amino acids.